Molecule: messenger RNA, 1194 nt
Organism: Schistocerca americana (American grasshopper)
Lineage: Eukaryota; Metazoa; Arthropoda; Insecta; Orthoptera; Acrididae
Product: craniofacial development protein 2-like
Exons: 1
Coding region: 1-1194 (397 amino acids)
Biological process (GO): chromatin remodeling
Cellular component (GO): nucleus
Molecular function (GO): catalytic activity
Source: RefSeq, a predicted model, not a curated record
AUGACCAUUGACAACAUGGAAGUAUAUUACUUGGGAAAUUCUGAUAGCCAGCACAGGAAUGGGGUAGGAAUAAUUUUAGAUGAGUAUGCUAGUAAAUCUGUCAAAAGCAUUUUACCAAUCUCAGAUAGAGUAAUCAGUCUACAUUUACAAACGAAACAAACAAAUAUUAAUUUAAUCCAAAUAUAUGCUCCAACAGCCGACAAAGACCAAGAAGAAACAGGAAAAUUUUAUGAAGAAUUAACACAAGCAAUAGGAACCUCAAAAAGCAGAGACAUUGUUAUCAUCAUGGGAGAUUUUAAUGCCAAAAUAGGUGAAGGAAGUGAAGGUGAUCUUAUUGGACCUUUUGGUUUAGGAACAAGAAAUGAAAGAGGAGAUUUGCUCUCACAAUUUUGCCAGGAAAACAAUCUGUCUAUUACAAACACAUUUUUUAAGCUCCCUAAACGAAGACUUUAUACUUGGAAAUCACCAAGAGACUGCAAUGAAGAAGUUUGCAGAAAUCAAAUUGAUUUCAUACUCAUAAACAAGAGGUACAAAAAUUCUAUUCAUGGUGUGAAAACAUAUCCAGGAGCUGAUAUAUUUUCUGAUCAUAACCUUUUAGUAGCAAAGUUCCAUGUGAAACUGAAAGCCAUGCAAAAGAAACAAAAGAAGGACUAUAUAAAUACAACUAUUCUAAGAGACCCCUUGACUAAACAAAAGACUUCUGAAGAGAUUAAUAAGGAAUUAGUUAGGAUAAAGAAUAAUCAAACAGAAGACAUUGAUGGCAAAUGGGAACUUAUAAAAGACACAUUAAAUAAUGCAUGUAAAAACACAAUGGCGACCAAACACAACAUGAAAAAGAAGUGGAUGACAGAGAAGAUAUUACAAUUGAUGGAACAAAGAAGAAUACUUAAAAAUAGAGAUGAAAGUGAGUAUAAAAGGUUACAUGCAGAAAUACGAAAAGAAACACGGCGAGCAAAAGAAGAAUGGUACAAGGAACAAUGCUCUGAAAUUGAGAGUUAUGAAACAAGACAUGAUAGUUUCAACUUACACAAAAAAGUUAAAGAUUUAGCUGGAUUUAAUAAAAAGAAAAGUACAAGUUCAUUGUUAGAUAAAAAUGGCAAAAUAAUUCCUGAUGUUAAAGGUAAACUGGACAGGUGGACAGAAUAUGUCAAAGAACUAUUUGAAGAUACAAGAAAAGAUCAAAAAAUUUUAUGA